Molecule: messenger RNA, 3231 nt
Organism: Trypanosoma cruzi
Lineage: Eukaryota; Euglenozoa; Kinetoplastea; Trypanosomatida; Trypanosomatidae
Product: leucyl-tRNA synthetase, putative
Exons: 1
Coding region: 1-3231 (1076 amino acids)
Biological process (GO): leucyl-tRNA aminoacylation
Molecular function (GO): ATP binding; aminoacyl-tRNA deacylase activity; leucine-tRNA ligase activity
Source: RefSeq, a predicted model, not a curated record
AUGUCGACAGCACGUCGUGAUAAAUUGUUGAGCCUUGAGGCUGCCGCGCAGGAGCGGUGGGCGCAAGAGAAGUUACAUGAGCAGAACGCCCCGCUGAAGGGCGAGCCAGUUCCCAGCAAGUUUUUUGUCACCUUCCCGUACCCGUACAUGAACGGGCGUCUGCAUCUCGGCCAUGCGUUUUCUCUCACAAAGAGUGAAUUCGCAUCCCGCUUUUGGCGAAUGAAGGGGUUUCGCUCGCUCUGGCCAUUUGGACUGCAUGUCACCGGAACCCCCAUUGCCGCCUGUGCGCAGAAAAUUCAGAAGGAAAUGCAGCUGUACGGAAACCCGCCACAAUUCCCAGAGGAGAUGUUGGGGACUCCGUCAGAGGAGAAGAAAGACGACAUUGCCACCAUUGGACAGCACAAAAGUAAGCGUGGCAAAGCUGCUCCCGCCAAGCCACAGUGGAUUAUUAUGCGAAGUAUGGGUAUCCCUGAUAAUGAGAUUGCAAAAUUUUCGGAUCCACUUUAUUGGCUUGAUUACUUUCCUCCCCUUGCCGUGGAGGACCUAAAACGGUUUGGCUGCCACAUUGACUUUCGUCGUUCUUUUAUAACCACGGAUCGCAACCCAUACUAUGACCGCUUUGUUUCAUGGCAGUUCCGGCACUUGAGGCGGGCGAAUGUACUUGGGUUUGGUAAACGAUACUGCGUUUACUCCCCAUGGGACGGCCAGCCCUGUGCGGAUCAUGACCGGGCAGUUGGCGAAGGGGCCUUGCCACAGGAGUAUACACUGGUAAAGUUGAAGGUGCAGAACGCAACAGAGCAUCCUGCGUUUUUGGCAUUUAAACAUAUUAUAGGUGACCGCCCUGUUAUCCUUCCUGGAGCAACGUUGCGUGUAGAGACUGUGUGCGGCCAGACGAAUUGUUGGAUCUCCCCUAAUUUUAGUUACAAGGCGUACACAAUUUUGAACAAGACCGGUGAGGAGGAAAUUUUCAUCAUGACAUCACGUGCUGCACGGAAUAUGGCAUACCAGGACUACGUGAUCAACGGCAAGACGGGAGUGGAUCCUUCUCCAUUGUUUGAAGUGGAGGGGGCGAAGCUUGUUGGGCUGCCUCUCUCUGCCCCCCUCUGCCCCUACGCCACUAUCUACACCUUACCAAUGCAGACCAUCACAGAGGCAAAGGGCACCGGUGUGGUGAUGUCCGUCCCGUCCGAUAGCCCGGAUGAUUAUAUCAAUUUUACGCAGCUUGUAAGGAAGCCCGAUUACCGUUCCAAGCUGGGCAUUAAAGAUGAGUGGGUGGAUUUUGACAUGGUUCCCAUCAUUGAGGUGCCCGGUGAAAUGGGCCGUGAGAGCGCAAAGUUCAUAUGUGAAAAACUGAAGAUUAAUGGACCACAGGCCACAGAUCUUCUAGAGGAAGCCAAGAAAGUUGUCUAUCAAGCGGGUUUUUACCAGGGCGUUAUGAUUGCUGGCCCAUUCACGGGCGAAAAAACCUCUGUUGCAAAGGUAAAGACGUUACAACUGCUGACCAAGGAAGACUCUGCAAUUCGCUACUAUGAACCUUCGCGUCUUGUCAUGAGUCGAUCUGGUGAUGAGUGUGUCGUGGCAUUGUGUGAUCAAUGGUACAUUGAAUAUGGGAAAAAAGAGUGGAAAGAGGCAGUGUUGAAGCACCUUGAGAAUAUGAAUAUGUUCUUUCCUGGAGUGCGCAAUGGAUUUGAGGAAACACUUAAUUGGCUUGCGGACUGGCCAUGUAGCCGUACUCUUGGACUGGGUACCAAGUUACCGUGUGAUGAGAGUGGGACCAUGUUGAUUGAUAGUUUGAGCGAUUCAACCAUCUACAUGGCAUACUACACCAUUGCUCACUUCAUUCACACCUCACCUGAGGGGAAGCUACGCCUUGAUGGACGUCACGACAAUGUGUUGGGUGUCACACCAGAGAUGUUUACAGAUGAAACGUUUGACUAUGUGUUUCUUGGUAAAGGUACCCCAGAGAGUGUUCAUGCGGUCAAUGGACUUCCGAUGGAUGCGGCAGAAAAGAUGCGUCGGGAGUUCACAUUUUGGUAUCCCGUUGAUCUCCGCUGCUCCGCGAAGGAUCUUAUUCAAAAUCACUUGACCAUGUUCCUCUACACACAUGCAGCUAUUUGGCCAGACGACACAAGCAAGUGGCCACGAGCCAUCUUUGCCAACGGCCACAUCCAGGUGGAUAACGAGAAGAUGUCCAAGUCCAAGGGCAACUUUAUGUCCCUCGCAGAAACGAUCGAUCUGUACGGCAGUGAUGCCACACGUCUGGCCUGUGCAGAUGCAGGGGACAGUCUCGAUGAUGCAAAUUUUGUCCGUGAAACUGCCGCUGGGUUUAUUUUAAAGUUGACCACGGCAAUAGAUGGAGCGCAAGAACUGCUGGGCAAGAAACAUACCCUACGCAGCGGGGAGUACAACAUAUUUGACAAAAUAUUCAGCAACUCCAUGAACUUCAUUAUUUUGCAAACUGAAAGGUUCUAUGUGGGCAUGCAGUUUCGUGGCGUGCUCAACCUUGGAUUUUUUGAACUUUCGAAUGAAUUCAGUCAAUAUAAGUUGAAUUGCGAUGAACUUCAGAUCCAUGCAGAUCUUGCUAAGCGAUAUGUGGAGGUCAUGACGCUUCUUUUGGCACCGUUGGCCCCACACUUUGCAGAAUACAUUUGGACAAAUGUAUUGGGCAACAAGAAAUCGGUUGUCUGUGCCGCAUUCCCUGAACCAACAGGACCGGUGGAAUAUGCCAUACUUGUUGCAAAUCGUGUUAUGACAGAUGUGGUGAAGGAGAUACGCUCUCAGGUGGCGAAAAUGCAGAAGAAACGUGGUCCCGUGGACGAGGUGUUCAUCUACACUGCGGCAAGCUACUCAGAAUGGCAACUUAAAGCCCUACGACUGUUGCGUGAAUUAUACGAAGCGAAUGGAAAGUCCUUCCCGGUGGACUUUUCAAAGAAGGUGAUGUCGCAUAAACAAGAGUGGAUGACAAAAGAAAUUCUUCCUGAUGUCAUGGCGUUCCUCUCCUUCACCAAGAUGAAUGUGGAGCGAUGUGGUGAGGAGGCGCUCGCGGAGACGCCUGCCAUCAACGAUGCAGAGCUGCUGAAGGGCGUCCUUGCCAAUAUCUGCAAGUUGUCCGGUGUGCCGACCGUGCAUAUUCUCGGCCACGAGGACGAGAGGUACCCGGAGCACCAGGCGGCAAGGCGUAAGUGUCGCCCGGGUGAGCCCGCCAUAGUGCUCCCAGCGAAGAAGAAGUGA